Messenger RNA from Hymenoscyphus albidus, 2125 nucleotides. NCBI's taxonomy places the organism in Eukaryota, Fungi, Ascomycota, Leotiomycetes, Helotiales, Helotiaceae. The record is from the annotation of a GenBank genome assembly.
AUUAUUCUGGUGCUAUAGUCCAUGGGAUUUAUUGGCUGAUUGAGUCCAUUUCAAGUUAAGUCAACCCAUUGUUGUCACCGCAACUCCGCACACGUGUAGAAAGAUGCGAAAGUCGAGAAAUACUCAACCAGGGGAAUGCCAGUCAAAAGGCCUUGAGAUUCCAGUAUAAAAAGGCAACCCUCCCUUUGGCCCCCACCUUGUCUUUUUGUCUCGGUCUUUUUGAGUGAUGAGUUCAUCUGGCUUGUUUUCAAAAUUCAUUGAUCUUUUUCCUUCUUUCUUACACAGUAAUCGAGUUUUCCCCAUCCGACCAACACUCCAAACUUUCAACAUGCCUUCUGCUAUAACUGAGGUGAAGCCCGUGAGGAUAUUAGUUGCUGGAGGAAGCUAUGGCGGACUGGCUAUGGCGUUGAAUCUGUUGGAUUUGACAAAGGGGAAACACCCUAGGUUCUCGGGGAAAGAUGGGGUGGAUGAUUCGCAGAAGGUAGAUGUGAGAAUAAAGGUUGUUGAUGAGAGGGAUGGGUAUUGUAAGUUUUCCAAGGCUUCCUCUUCCGUGGUUUUGUUUCUUUCCUUUCGGAAUUUAGAUACGUGAUUUCUUAUUACGAAAGGCGGCCAGUUUUGCAACUUCACGAAAAGAUUGUGGGAUUAAAGCACGCAAAAUAAGACACCAUACAGUGUCGUUAUUGAGAUCCCAAAAGCUGAUAUAGAAAUCUUUAUAGUUCAUUUGAUUGGCAGUCCUCUCGCAUUCUCGUCCGAGAGCUACGCGGAAAAGUUCUGGGUCAAAUAUACAGAUAUUCCAGCCCUGAACCACCCAUCAAUUUCCGUAGCCCAAGGCAGCGUCUCAAAAAUUGACCCCGCAUCCAAAAUUGCCACAAUUGUUGAUCACAAAACAAAAGAGACUUACGAGGAGAAAUAUGAUUACUUCGUUGCAGCAAGCGGAUUACGGAGAGACAAACAGGUUGUGCCACAAGAGCUUAACAGAGAGAAAUAUUUGGAAGAAUCAAGAAAGCAAAUUAGUGGUGUUUGUGUCGGUGAGGGGUUGAAGGAUGGAAAGGGUGUUGUGGUUAUCGGUGGCGGUAUGUAUAAUCGGCUUGGAUAUCGAAUUGGACUUGCACUAAUUCAAUCAUAGGAGCUGUCGGAAUUGAAAUGGCAUCGGAAAUCGCAACAUUGCAUCCCACACAACGAGUAACACUCAUUCACUCCCGUGAUCACCUUCUAUCUUCGGAGCCCCUCCCUACCGAAAUGGCGGAAGUAUCACUGAAAGCUCUACGAGAGACUGGUGUAGAAGUUCUCCUCAAUAAGCGUGUGAGCUCGAGUAUUGAACAGGAAGAAGGGAAAUGGGUUCUAAAGCUCAAUGACGGCACAGAGCGAACCGCCGGAUACGUGAUUUGGGCUAUUUCAAAUAGUAACUCUACCUCGGGUUAUCUACCAAAGAACACCGUAGAUGAGGAGGGACUUGUUAGAGUACAUGAUAAGUACGUUUAUCCCUUUACUGCGAAAUGCGCAAAAACAAGACAAAAAAAAGCUAAUCCACGUCCAGUCUCCACUUUGAAGACACCAUCCCAAACCCCUCAUAUCAUUUCGCCUUGGGUGAUAUUGUCAAAUGGUCUGGUAUUAAACGUUGUGGAGGUGCUAUGCACAUGGGUUUGCUUGUUGCAACAAACUUACACCAAGAGAUCCUCGUCGAACGGGGAACUUUGAAGGCACACAAGUUCUUGGUUCUUCCCGUCGUUGAGCCAAUGAUGGCGCUAGCUUGCGGAAAGUCAGCCAUCUCUUGGUCGGAAGCUGCAGGAGUUGCAGCUGGAGAGGAUGUUGAGGAGAUGUUCUUUGGGGGUAACUUGGGUUGGGAUAGUAUGUUUUCCUCUGUUGCAUUGCUGAUGCGUGCGAUUUGUUUUACUGACAGCUUAUCUAGUUUGCUGGAAUUACCUCCAAUUGGGGAAAUCAUUUGACGAACCAAAGAAGAACCAAGCCGAGAUUGCAAAAUUGGAGGAAAAGGUGAAUGAUUUAGAGGUAAAGGAAAAUACCGUGAAUCAGGAGGUUGGUGUUGAGGCUUGAUUUUGGGUGAGGGUGGAAUGGUAGGGUCGGUGUUCACGGCGUUGUAGCUUGUGGGAUUCAACAUGAAUAAAAU